Molecule: messenger RNA, 4566 nt
Organism: Chilo suppressalis (striped riceborer)
Lineage: Eukaryota; Metazoa; Arthropoda; Insecta; Lepidoptera; Crambidae
Source: the annotation of a GenBank genome assembly
UUAGAAUGCGUCACACCGACAUUCUAAUGUAAAAACAAAAAGAAGAUUAAUUUAAUUAAAGACAAGGCUGUAUGGGCAUUGUUCCCUUUGCCUUCCCUAAAACGGGAGAAGUUCAACAAAAAAAAAAUAACCUCACUGUUUUGUUUAUUUAUUUUUAUUUUUGAAAAGUACUGAGGAUCUGUAAAUAUGUGGAUUUUAUGGUUUUGCGUAUUUUUUAUUAAUACGUGGAAAAGUAAUACUCUGGGAUUUGUAAACGAUGUAAAUUUACCAGUUGAACACAUUCCAUUUUAUUUCAAUAGUUUUAAAAGUGUAGCUGAAGAAUGCGCAAAAACCCCUGAAUGCCGUUAUAAAAAUUUUAUCUCCAGGAAAGCUUGCUGGGGCUAUGAAAAUAAUUGUAAUAAAUCACACUCAUAUCACAUUAGACCUCGUUGUCCUGGUGAUCACCGAGGUUGGGUUAAAUCGAAAGAGGCACAAUAUUCUACAUUCUAUACACAAGCAGAUUUCGGUUAUGUCAAAGAACAAAUAGAUGAAUUAAUGGUUUUAUGUGAAGCUUUAUAUCCCCAUGAUAGCUCUCUUGAAUGCUCUAAAUAUUUAAGGUUUUGUCGAGGACGUAACCUCAUGUUGAAUUUCACAGGACUAAUAGGCCGAGGAAAUAAUUUACGCUAUAAAAUGGAUAUACUAGGUCCUGGUCAAAUAGGUGGCCAUUGCAAUUAUUAUUCUGAGAGAUUAAUCAAGGAAGCAGAACAUAUGAGCGCCUUACAAUCGUGGGCACCAGAAUUAGUUAAUUUUGUUAGAACUGCAAAAAUACCAAUAGCAGAUAAAAUGUGUGAUGUAGUAGUAGAUAAACCCACAUAUAUCAUGAAACUUGAUGCAACUGUGAAUAUGUAUCAUCAUUUCUGUGAUUUUUUCAAUUUGUAUGUAUCUCUUCAUGUGAACUCCACACAUCCUUCUACAUUUUCAAGGGACAACCAAAUAUUAGUGUGGGAAACAUUUACAUAUGAUUCCGUUUUUAAAGAUGCUUUUAAAGCGUUCACAGUGAAUCCUAUAUGGGAUUUGAAAACAUUAAGGGGAAGAGUUGUAUGUUUUAAGAAUGUAGUUUUUCCUCUUUUACCUAGAAUGAUCUUCGGUCUUUAUUAUAAUACGCCUUUGAUAUACGGGUGCGAGAGAAGUGGCUUGUUCCACGCAUUCUCGAAACACAUUCUUCAUUCCUUGAAUGUAAAGUUACAAUUACGUGAAAAUGAUAAAAUACGAGUUACAUUGCUUUCUAGAGGAACGACUUAUAGAUCUAUAUUGAAUGAAAAAGAACUCGUUAGUGCAUUGCUCAAAAAUAAAGAAUACUACGUUCAGAGAGUGGUAUAUGAUAGAAACAUGCCAUUUACUAAGCAAUUGGAGAUAACACACAAUACAGAUAUAUUGAUUGGUAUUCAUGGUGCAGGCUUAACUCAUCUUCUGUUCCUUCCUGAUUGGGCAGCAGUGUUUGAGAUUUACAACUGCGAAGAUCCCAAUUGUUACUUCGAUUUGGCGAGAUUGCGAGGACUCAAAUAUGUCACUUGGGAAAACAAAAAGAAACUGGUACAACAGGAUGAGGGUCACGGUCCCAACGGGUCUCACGCGAAAUUCACAAAUUAUUCGUUCGACGUACAAGAAUUUCUUAGAUUGGUUGCAAAAUGUGCGGAGCACGUGAGGAAACGACAAGAUUUCAAAAACUUUGUAGAAGCCUCCCUCCUGAAGAAAAUGCACGAAGAGCUGUAACCUGGAAGAGCUGCAAACUAGGCAAAUAACUAUUCAAGUACAGUUAAGAUAAAAGCUACUUUUUGUAGUUAAUUGUUCGAAUAAUUUUUUGGGGAUUACGACUGCAUCUCUGCAUGACAAUCUUGCCAAUCCGGGCUAAAAGAAUGAAAUGUUUUUUUGAGACUACGGCUUUGUUGACUUUGUGCAGUGUGUGCGUGAGCCACCAACUCUUUCGAGUUGUUUGUAGCAACACAUUGACAUAAUAUAUACAUUUCGAAUACCAAGCAUCCGUGCAUAAUGAAUUGUUGUUGAAUUAACUAUUUUAUUAUAAAUCAAUAUCUCUUAUUAUCCUAUGAUUUAGUGAAAAAGAGCAUACAUGUUGAUAAUGGAAUGUUUGCUUACGCUGAUUUGGACAAAUUGUUUAUUUUAGCAAAUUACAACACGCUUUAUAUGAUACAUUUUUUUUAAGUUUCUUGCUGAUAGAAUCUUUUAUUCUCGAAGGGUAAAAACUUACUUAUAAAUAAUUAUAUUUAGAUUUCUGCCGUAGCUUGAACCGCAUUUGAGAUUAUACUGUUGAGAAUCAGCCUUAUAACAAUCACUAACUCAUACCCUCAUUGUUGCAUUUACCUAUGACAGCUGUCAAAGUAUGGAGUGUGUCAUCGUCUGGCAUGCGCACGCCUGUUCAUUCUUUAUUACCUAUAUUUGAGAGCAAUUAUAGAUUAAGUGGAGACAGUUGGUUUCACCUGUAAUGGCCCGCGCAGACAACGGACUUUUCUCCGCGUAUUAUGAAAAAAUUGACCGCCGAGGACUUUUUACGGACUUAACGCAGACUAUGCGGACAUUUGUCCUCCCAAAUUUUUGUGAGACGCUCUAUGGAAGCAAUAAAUAUUCUGAGAUAAAGCUUUUUGUAAUAACAUGAAGUUUAAAAAAAAGACGGUCCAAAAUAGAAUACUGGGUCCAUCCCUUUAUAUCGGAUUGAUUAUUUGUAUUGUUAAGAUUAUUUAAGCCUUGUAAAGGGAGGAGGAAGAAAUCUUUAUGAUGUUUUCUUCCUCGUUUCUUUCCUUAUUCAUUGCCCCAUAUGCCCUCUUGACCGCAGUCAGUUCGGUCUUUAACCUUUCCAUUCGUCCUUCAGGUGUUGGUAAGAGGAUUUUAGUUUGGCUAUUUCUGCGUUCGCUGCCUCCAGUUUUCCCUCCUCGGACACGUUCUACAAGAUUUGUCUCACUUCCGGCUCUCUUCCAUCCUCUUCUAGUUUUUGCAGAAAUUGUUGUCUUGUAGGGUCGGAAUAUUCUUAGCUAUCUCAUCAAUACCUUUAGCUAAUCUUUUGACCUUCCCCUGGUCUACUCCAGUCCCUUCAUAAUCCUUCCCUUUCCUCUUUUAGAAUACUCUUCUUCUUCUUCAUCUUCACUAUCCUCCCUGGUCCCGGCUAUGAAGCCAGCAUACCCGCUGCCUCCCAUUUCCCGGUCAUAUUCCUCUAUGUAGGCGUUAUUUCUCAUCCAGAUGUCCAAUUUGCGCAAUCCCGAUUGUCCAUAUCAUGCCCCGCUCUCGGUUUUAUCCCUCCCGGAUGAGUGAAUUUUGGGUAAUGCAUAAGGAACGCCUUUCGAUACCGCCUAUGCCCGGUAGGGCCGCUGCUUAGUUUCCAUAGAAACUUUUACAAUGGCGAUAGGAAUACUUUCUCGCUAAUUUAUCGUCGCAUUCGACGUCACAUCGCAGUUUAAGGAUCUAUUAUCUCACCAGACGUCGAGUCUUUAAUUAGGACUGUCAGAUUUCAGAAGAUGUCAAGUUGUAAUUUGAGCUUAAUGUCGUCUCGUAGGGCAUCUGUCAGCGCGACAAGAUAUGCCACUAUGAGAUAUAAGGUUGAGUAUGCAUUGCUUAAUCUCAAAUGUGUUUUAAGCAUAGGCACGAACACUUAAGUUCUAUAGUGAGUGUAUGUGCAUUGACUAGUUGGUUUCUGUAAGGCAGGUGACCUACACGUCCUCUCUCGUUCUAAAAUUUAUUACUUCUGUAUGUUUCAAAAAGAUCUCUUAUCUAUUAGACAAGUCCGUCCGUCCGUCUGUGGUGCUGUUUCAGCGGCCAAACCGUAAGAGAUAGAUAAAGAGAAUAUUUAAGUUAUAAGUUAAGAAUAGUCUGAUAAGACUACAAACCGGAUUUGAGUAACGUAGCACUUCCGGUUUUCGAGAAAUCACGAAUUUCAAACGAAACCACACAAAAUCUCCGAUGUUCUCAAUUAAUUAAAUACAUUUUUUUAAAAUCAGGUUUUGGUGAACAUUUGGUUCACUGGUUUGCUAGUAGAGCUAUAUUGCAUAAAAUCUGACGCAUGAGUUACGUACUUCUCUUUAUCAAGUACUUAAGUUUUUUUAAGAUAACUUUAAAUUUAAAAAUGUAUUUAAACUAAUGUGAUACUAUUGUGAUUUUACUGCAUAGGUUUAAGCAUUAUAUCGAAGAAGAUGCUAUUAAAUACAAACAACAAAGAAACAAAUUGUACAAAUAAGUAGAUCUUUGAGGUAGUCUCACAAUGUUAUUAGUAGUAAUGUGUGCUCAUAUAUUAUGAUGAAUCAUCUCAUAAGCAGGUGCAGAAUUCGAAUAAGCAUAAUUUGAAAACAUUUACAUUAUUAUGUAUUUUUCCUUUACUAUAAGGAUAAAAGAAGCUCGCCGAUCCGAUCGUUAGGAUCGGAUCGCCGCACCCAUCACAAUAACGACGAGUGUGAUAUCUUUUUGUCAAAGACAUUAAUUUAUUAUGUCCUUACAUAUGAAAUUAGCGAUUUGUCGUACUGACCACUUUGAUCUGAAAUAUCAACUCUUUGGUUAAGAAUUGCAAAUUCAAAUUUAUAAAUUCAU